Molecule: messenger RNA, 1751 nt
Organism: Paramecium tetraurelia
Lineage: Eukaryota; Ciliophora; Oligohymenophorea; Peniculida; Parameciidae
Exons: 7
Source: RefSeq, a predicted model, not a curated record
AUGUUACCCAAUUCCUACGUCCAAUCUAUGUACAUAAAUCCACAGUAACAAGUAGCCCCCCUACCCUUCGGAUAUACUACCAACACCCCCACUAAACCUGUAUAUCAACCCUAACCACCAAUUGAAACUGAAUAUUAAAUGAAAGUGCAACCUGAGCCUCAUAGAGAGCAGAUAAUUGUCCAGCAACCAAUGCCAAACAAAUCUAUUACUGUAGUGAAACCAAAGAAGUACUCUUAUUUGAUAGAUUGGUUACUUUACAUAUUGCCAAUAGCUUUCUUUAUAAUAAUUCUCCUAAUUAUGGCAUUACUUUUUGCUUCCAAAGUGAAACAUCUCAACCCUGAAGGAGCACAUAACACACUUGAAACUUUGAAAAAUAAUAUGCAACUGGCACCAAUUGAAGAUAUCGUCGUAGCAACCCCAUCUUCAUCUGCUUCAACUCUCAAUAUGAUAUCAUAUUUUACACACGAUGCAAUAGAGUGUCCAGACGGCUAUGGAAGAACUCAUUUAGGUUAAUGGGACGGAGUGUCAUCUGGAUGCAUAUGUGAGAAUGGGGAUAUCAGUCAUUCUCUCACUUGUUUCUACAAAUCCAAUUGUAAACGAGUGAAAUCUCAUGAUCCUGAAUUAUUUACAACAUGGUAAUAAAAAUAAUAUUGUACUAAAUUAUAUGCUGAAUGGAAAACAUUGGAAGGUGCUGCUUGUUAAACUUCUUAUAAGUAAUGCGGAAAUGUUUGUGUUCCAGAAAAUAAAAACUGUCCACUCUCAGGAUUACUAAAAGACAAUUCAAGAUAGAAUGAUAGAAAUGCAAUUAAAAUCGGAACUGACAAUUACAUCAAACAAUUCGAAAACUCUUCUCCCAUUGUUAGCAUUGAAGUUGUACCAGGAAUUGGAGAAGCUAAUUCAUCACCAUGUUAUAACCAUAAAUUGAAUCCCAAAUUCUAAUCCGCCAAAUACUAUCCUUUGGCUAAGAGACCUGAAAUCGGUUGUGACGACUACAAAGAUUUACAACCCCAUAGAAUCACUUUGAAUACAUUUUCAGCCCAUCAAACCUACUAAUAAAAUGGCUUAGCAGAUGUACUAUCUUAGUUGCCCUUCUAUCAAAAUUAUGAAGACAACCAAGAUACGUAUGCAUUAGAAGCCAUCAAGAAAAUUCAAAUUAAUACCAAUGAGGUUUGCUAAAAAUUGUCACCCAAAGACAUUGAUCAAAUCUCCAAGAGCGGAUAAAGAGUCUACAAUUCAGAGAGAGCCAUGUCCUUAAUUAUUAUUAUAGGAGUCGGAGUUGUUCUCUUCUUGGUUCCUAUUUUAUAUCUGAUGAAAAACAGAAUUUUCUAAUGGAUUGACAUGACUGAUUUCCAUCAACCAAAGUUCUUAUGCGGCAUUGGAUUGAUCAUAGCCAUCUUAUGUAUCGGAUUAGGUGCAGUUUAUCUGAACGAAGUAGAUGGAAAUAACGGACUCAGAGAACAUAAUACUCAAUUUUCUAAAUAUCUGGAGAAAAACUGUUUCCCUGACGAAGGCUUAAAAUAGGCUAUUACUGAAGUUAACCAUUUUGCAAAGAAUGCUUACUCUAGCACUUAUUCUCUUGUUGUUGCAGCAUUUUAUGUCAGCAUCAUUUUUAUUGUCCUUCUAAUCAUUUUUGUUGCUUACUAAUACUAUGCUCAUAAAUCAUUGUUCGACAAUCCUUGGACUUCCAGAUAACAGGAAUAUUCAGAAUUUCAUUGAUACAUAUUAUAUAACAAUAGCCAUUAUUUAGUAUA